AUGUCUAGCCGUAAGUGGAUUCCUCGCGCCCGGUGGGGCAAGGCCACCCUCAGCAAGAGGUGGGCGAAGAGGACGGCUGCGGCGUUGGUGCACAUUUAUUUCCACAUCGCACACCUCGAGGUCGCAGAGGCGGCGGCGGAGUUGGGAUCCGAGGGCCCCGAGCUGAAGGCUGUCAGAGACGCGAUCACCGAUUUCAGGCCGCUGAAGUACGACAGGGACAGUACGUUCCUGCUGUACUUCUCUGGCCGGAUCCGGAACCUGCAGAGGCCAGUGCGCCCGGUGAUAUUGGUCCUCACUUGCUCCUUCGGUGGUGGGCACCGUGCUGCCGCCCAGGCGGUGUCCUCGUACUUCGCGGGGCUCGCAGAGGUGCAGAUCAUCGACACGUCGAAGGACUCUGAGUUCUUGGAGAAGGACCUGGUGUACAAGCUCGGGCAGCGCAUCGGGAGGCCCAACUGGGACCAGACCACCUGGUUCAACGACGUCAUCCUGAAGCGCCAGCUGUACGGCUGGGUGAACGUCAGCGAGGGCUUCGGCAAAGUGCAGGGGGCCAUCCUGGAGGACGGCCGGCGGUCCGGCAUCGCCCCGCCCCUCCGCUCCCCCGAGGGCGACAGCACGCUGAAGCGGAUCUUGCGGGGGCAGUUUUUGAGCUACCACCCCAGCCUGGUCAUCACGGUGUACCACAUGGACAUAAACCCCAUCAUGGCCCUGUGCGAGGAGCUGGGGUCCCUGCCGCUGCUGCACUGCGCCACGGACCUCGACGUCAAGAUGUGGGAGGUGUUCGGGCGGACGCAGCCCCUGUAUCCGAAGUUCUGCGUCGGCGUGCCCUUCAACAUGCCUGCCUCCUGGGACAGCGUGUCGCCUCUCAGUGGAGCCCAGGUCUUCCUGGCGGGAUACCCGGUCCGGACGCAGUUCCUGACGCCCAAGCCGUCGGCCGAGGCUGUGGAGCUUGCCCGCGAGACCCUGCACGGCUUGCGCACGGGCGAGCGGUUGGUCCUCGUCAUGACGGGCGGCGGAGGCCAGGAGGUGCCGUGGCCAGAGUGGCUGGCGAACUCCACCACGUGGGGCAGCAGAGCCAGCGGUGCUGGUGGUGCUGGCCCCGAGUCCGCACACGAGGAGCGACUCAGGCUGGUCGUCAUCGCCGGAAAGAACGCUGCGUUGGUGAAGAGGCUCAAGGGGGCCCUCAGGGAGGAUCGGAGCACGGGCCAGGAGUUGCUCCGGGGGGGCAACGACAGAGUCUCGGUUCAGAUCGCUAGGGAUCCGAACCCGGAGGCGGCAAAUCCGUUCUUCGUCGGGGCGGCGCAGCUCGCUUCGCUGAUGGACGUGGCCAGCGCGGCGAUCACCAAGCCUGGAGGCGGCAGCACGGCGGAGCUCACCUACCGCAGGGUCCCAGUCGUGCUGGAUGCCUCCAAGGGCGCCAUGCACUGGGAAGAGUUCACCAUCAAGCGCUUCGAGGAGGCUCACUGCGGCGUGGCGCUGCGCAGGCGCGACGCCAAGGAGCUGGAGGCCGCUCUGCGGCAGUGCCUGGACUUCCCGGAGGCCACCCUGGCCGUCGACCCCUUCGGCGUGCUGCUGGACACCGGCAAGCGGGUGCGCGCCCGCGCGAGCAUGCUCGCCGGCCUCGCGUCGCUGCGGCGGCAGGACGACGACCUCGCGGCCGGAGACACGAGCCCGCUCGACAUGACCAAGGCGACGCCCGACGCGGCGGUGUCCGAGCUCGGCAGCGCCAGCACGUCCAGCAGCGCGGAGCCCCCGGCCUGCAGCCUGCUCGGCGGCGCGGGCUGGUGGCAGACGCCGCUGCGCUGGCGCUUCCUCGGCGCCGGCGCGGAGCCCGCGGGCGGCCGCGGCUGGGAGCGGUCCGGUCCGAGCCUCUGA
Prorocentrum cordatum is the source of this 1872-nucleotide messenger RNA. Lineage: Eukaryota; Dinophyceae; Prorocentrales; Prorocentraceae. The record is from the annotation of a GenBank genome assembly.